Nicotiana attenuata is the source of this 768-nucleotide messenger RNA. Its product is annotated as RNA-directed DNA polymerase homolog. NCBI's taxonomy places the organism in Eukaryota, Viridiplantae, Streptophyta, Magnoliopsida, Solanales, Solanaceae. The transcript is spliced from 4 exons. The annotation marks the transcript as partial. The record is from RefSeq and is a predicted model, not a curated record.
AUGGGCCCUGUAUUUGGGCUUAGCGCGAAAAGGCCAAAGUCCAGCUAUGGACCAGGCGCAACUCAGCUUGAGGGCAAUAUUGAAAUGAGGCCAUGGGCUUCAGCUGAAGCCAGGCCCAGUGGUAUAUUCACAAAAGGACAAUCAGUAAUUUGGGCCUUCCCUGUCCAGGUUUUGAGGAGCAACAGCAGUAGUAGUACGGGAGCAAGCUUUCAUUAUCACGAGACUGAGGGGUAUUUGGCUUAUCUGGCAUAUGUCCGUGACUCCAGCACAGAGGUUCCUUCUAUUGACUCUGUUCCUGUUGCUCGAGAGUUCCCCGAGUGUUUCCUUCAGACCUGCCGGGAGAAGGAUGGUUCGAUGCGGAUGUGUAUUAAUUACCGGCAAUUGAACAAAGUGACGAUAAAGAACAAGUACCCACUGCCGAGGAUUGAUGAUUUGUUUGACCAGCUUCAGGGAGCAAAGGUGUUUUCAAAGAUAGACUUGAGAUCUGGCUACAAUCAGCUGAAGAUUAGGGCGUCUGAUGUCCCUAAGACAGCGUUCCGCACUCGGUAUGGGCACUAUGAGUUUUUAGUCAUGUCAUUUGGUUUGACCAAUGCCCCAGCAGCAUUUAUGGAGUUGAUGAACCGAGUGUUCAGGCCAUAUUUGGACAUGUUCGUGAUAGUCUUUAUUGAUGAUAUUUUGGUGUACUCCCGCAGCCAGGAGGAGCACGAGCAGCACCUUAGAGUGGUUCUUCAGACUCUGAGGGAUAGUCAGUUGUAUGCCAAGUUCUCC